Homarus americanus (American lobster) is the source of this 426-nucleotide messenger RNA. RefSeq names its product osteocalcin 2-like. Lineage: Eukaryota; Metazoa; Arthropoda; Malacostraca; Decapoda; Nephropidae. The annotation marks the transcript as partial. The transcript has 4 exons. The record is from RefSeq and is a predicted model, not a curated record.
AUGGGGUGUAAUGCGAGUGAGGCCAGUGAAGAAAGUGGAGCGAGUAAAGGGAGUGAAGCGAGUGAGGAAAAUGAAGCGAGUGAAACAAAUCAGGAAAGUGAAGCCAGUGGAACGAGUGAAUCAAGUGAAGUAAAUGAAUCAAAUGCAACGAGUAAUAAGAGUGAAUCAAGUGAAGCGAAUGAAUCAAAUGAAGCGAGUGAAUCAAGUGAACCGAGUGAAUCAAGUGAACCGAGUGAAUCAAGUGAAGCGAGUGAAUCAAGUGAACCGAGUGAAUCAAGUGAACCGAGUGAAUCAAGUGAACCGAGUGAAUCAAGUGAAACGAGUGAAUCAAGUGAACCGAGUGAAUCAAGUGAAGCAAGUGCACGGGGACUUCUCGAUCACCUGGAGGAGGAGGAGGAGGAGGAGGAGGGGAGGAAGGAGGAGGAG